Lathyrus sativus (Indian pea) is the source of this 465-nucleotide messenger RNA. The record is from the annotation of a GenBank genome assembly. NCBI's taxonomy places the organism in Eukaryota, Viridiplantae, Streptophyta, Magnoliopsida, Fabales, Fabaceae.
AUGGCAACUGUGGCGAUUAGUGAACUUGACAAAAACGGUGGUAACGUUGUGGCAGAGAUAGUGAAACUGGAGAGAAAGAUCUUUCCUAAACACGAAUCACUCGCUUCCUUCUUUCAAAAUGAAUUGAAAAAGAAGAACAGUGAAUUGCUUUAUCUUCACGUCGAUGGCGAACUUGCAGGCUAUGUCAUGUAUUCCCGCCCUUCCUCCUUAUACGCUUCUAUCACCAAACUCGCAGUGAAAGAGAAAUGGAGGAGGCAUGGACACGGAGAGGUUUUAUUGAAAGCGGCAAUUGAGAAAUGCAGAGCGAAAAAAGUUCCCCGUGUAAUGCUUCACGUGGAUCCGUUGAGAACCCCUGCACUGAAUCUGUACAAGAAGCAUGGUUUCCAAGUUGAUUGUUUGGUUGAAAGUUACUACUCUUUGGAUAGAAAUGCUUAUAGAAUGUACUUGGACUUUGAUUCAAGUUGA